This is a messenger RNA of Panthera uncia (snow leopard), 5034 nucleotides long. RefSeq names its product poly(A) binding protein interacting protein 2B (gene PAIP2B). NCBI's taxonomy places the organism in Eukaryota, Metazoa, Chordata, Mammalia, Carnivora, Felidae. The transcript is spliced from 4 exons. The record is from RefSeq and is a predicted model, not a curated record. Gene Ontology annotation, biological process: negative regulation of translational initiation. The coding region runs from base 1415 to 1786 and encodes 123 amino acids. Gene Ontology annotation, cellular component: cytoplasm. Gene Ontology annotation, molecular function: mRNA regulatory element binding translation repressor activity.
AAUAUAGCAGUCCUUAGAGCUUUGUAGACAUCUGUCUAAUUCAAAUACCUAUCUAACGUGAUCAUUGAUAAUGUCUAAUAAAGAACCUAACAAAGUAAACACAUGUCGAAUAUUUCAUAAAUCUUCCUUUUGGUAUUGCAUUUAAUAUUAUUAUAGUGUGGUUAUUUGUUCAUAUGGCUGUCUUCCUUACUAGGCUGUCAACUUCUUGAACAUGGGGUCCACAUUUUAUCUUACAUAGUAAUAGGUGCACAAAUAUUUGACUUGAGAAUUCCCCACUUUUCCUGAAAGGAUGGGAGGAUAUGAAGGCUUCCCAAAGAAGGUAUUGUUUAAACUGAUUCUUAAAGUGUGAGUAGGAAUGUUUUCCAGAUGAAUAAAACUGUAUGACCAGCAGGGACCAGCAGGUGCAAAGGCCUAGAGAUACAAACAAACAAAGAUCACCUAAGGAAAAAACUGAAUGGGCUUGGCUAGAAGACAUGUCACAACUGAGUUUACUAUGACUACUGUUGCUCAGUAAUGGAUGCAAGUUUUAGGGAGAGAGCAUAAUAUUCUCAGGAUGUUGGCAGGGUAUCACUAACAGCUUAGAAAUAUAAGAAUUGAAUUCUGGGAAACUGUUAUACCAUAGUGACUUUAUUUACUUCCAUCAUGAAGUUCAUAUGUGCCCCAUACUGUUCAAAGUGCUGAAAAUAUAAACAAACUGAUUCUCAAGAAGCUCACCAUCUAUCAAGAAGACAGAUGGGUGAACUGAUUUAUCACAUGUUAAGUGAGAUAAUAGAGAUAUAAAUAAAAGCUGUCUAAACCAGCAGAAAGGAGUAGUUAGUAAUAUAGAGAGCACUGGGGAAGAUUUCUCAAAUGAGAUAAUAUUUGAGCAAGGCUUUGGUGGGUGAAGAGGAAGGAGUUCACUAGACUGAACAUAGAAACUUUUUAAAGAAUUAAUAUUUUUGUGGUAGAAAAGAUUUAAGAGCUAUCCAUGUUUGUCAUAUCUGUUGUGGGUGUACAGUUAAUAACUAUAUUCAAGCGGUUUCUCUAAACACAAGAUGUGAAUAGUUAUGCCAUAGUAGAAGAAUUUUUUGUUAAACUGGAUUAAACAAAGGUUUCUGUGAUGCAGGACUUCUCUAGAGCCUUUAUUAAUUAAUGUCCUCUUAAAUUAUGGAUCUCCAAAAGGGGUAUAUUGUAUUUAACCAUGGCCUUUCCUUUCCACCCACUCUGCAGCAUAUCUAAUCAUCUUUUGGAACAGAAUUAUAUGAGACAUAUUUUGAGGAAUGAUGAAUUAAAAUGUACUUUAACAAACCAAGAUUUAUCAAUCGUCUCCAUGUGCAUUGCAAAACAACCUGUAUAAUUUUAUAGGAAAGAAGGAGAGAUAUUGAGGAGAAAGAAUACAUCUUAGUCAACUUAUUGUCAUCUUGAUUCUAUCAUAAUGAAUGGAUCCAGUGUAGCCAAUACAUCACCUAAUGUAAAAUCCAAAGAGGACCAAGGAUUAAAUGGGCACGAUGAGAAGGAAAACCCAUUUGCAGAGUACAUGUGGAUGGAGAAUGAAGAAGAUUUCAACAGACAGGUGGAGGAGGAGCUGCAGGAGCAAGACUUCUUAGACCGCUGCUUCCAGGAGAUGCUGGAUGAAGAAGACCAAGACUGGUUUAUCCCCUCACGAGACCUGCCUCCGGCUAUGGGACAGUUGCAGCAGCAGUUAAAUGGACUGUCAGUCAGCGAUGGUCAUGAUUCCGAAGACAUUUUGAGCAAAAGUAACCUGAACCCGGAUGCCAAGGAAUUUAUUCCGGGAGUGAAGUACUGAACUGACAGAAAGCUUUGAGGAGAACUUGUAUGUCCCCACAUCUGGGGACAGUGCUGCACAAAGAGGCAGAGCUGAAGAGGGGGGUGGGGUGGGCGAGGGGUGCACAGUGGGGAAGGGGGACAGUGGUUUAACUUGACACUGUGAGUGGAGUAACUAAUGUGCUCAGUCUUACUCUACAAGCCUCCGAGUCUUUCUCUUUUGUUCUACAGACUUUGGUUUUGGGCAGUUUCCUAUUAUUAUUAUUAUUACUAGCUUUUUGAGUUAAGGAAAUUGCAAUCUUUUUUUCCCUUUAUCAGGAAUGUUCUGCUGUGUGUGUUUAAACAAAAUAAGCUGACCAAGAAAGUCUGGGUGUUUAAGAAUGCCCUUCUCACCCUGCUGUACACUUACCAAGGGCAGUGAACACCUGGAGAACUACUUAUCGAGUCCGUUAAGCUGGAUGAGAAGAGGGACGAGUGGAAGAAGCAGGUGUUGCAAAUCAGAGUACUCGGCCCAGCUCCCUUGACUCCCAGGGCUUUCCUGCAAUGAACCGGAUUACCAUGGCCUGCCAAGCCCAUGUCUCCUUGCCUGAAACCCCAUUCAAGAAAACACAGAUUUAAAGUACUGGGUUAUGGUAACUCUUGUGAUGGCUCAUGGAGGUUGUAAACCAGCAGGGGAGGGCUGCGACAGUGACUGUCCCUUGGGUCGCUUGGGUCACUCAAUCACUGCUGACCUGUUCUUAAGCCUCUGCUUAGAGCCAUCACCGAACUCAUUAUUCAUUAUUUACAAGGUAAAAGAGCUCUAGGAUGGGUUUGUCACUUCGACUCUCAUGGCAUCUAGUCCCCUAUCUCCUUUCCGCCCCAACCCUACUCUGUUUUUAAGGAAAGAUACUGUUACCAAAGGUGAAGCAGAGGCAUGCUGUGCAGGCCAUCAGCUUCCGCCUGGAGAAGUCAACCUUGAAUCCUGUUAGUUGUGUCUUAAGAGUAUUUUGACAAUUUUUUGCCAGCCCUGUGAAGACUUGGUCCUCCUGAUAUCUUCCCUUAUUAGUAAAUUAUUCCCAAUAAUUUUGCCCAAGUAAACAUAUUUUUCUGGACACCAGCAAGAAGCUCCAUUCACAAUUUGGAUGCUUCUCCUCACCUUACAGAAUUAUACAAAAAAACUCAAAAAAAGCCUGGGAGAAUGAGUCUUGGUUGACCCAUGUGACCAUGUGACCCACUGGUACAGUUUCAGCAAUUAUAAAGUUUUGCUGUUCCCCGACCCCCAGCUUUGCAAGUUUUCUAGGUUGGGCUCUUCGGGUAUGUUCCUUUUGUCUUUCCCGACUAUAAGUCACAGGGGUUUUGGCUGAUACUCAUAAGGAAUUAAAAUGGGCACCAGAAGCUGCCUUUGUGUGAUAAAGAUGUAGAUGGCAGAGUUAGGUCUAAAAGAGAACAUGUCUUAGUCCUGGCCCUUCUCCCAGGACAAGGAUUUGCAGAGGCCCGAGGGGGACAGUGGCUUCUGUGUGACUGCUACUGUGUUAUGCGACAGGCCUAUUAGGAAAAGGCCAUGUAACGAAAUAAAGUCUGUUAAAUUCAGUAUGUGGAUACGGGACAGAGGUUGGAAGGAAAGGACCAGCGUCUAGAAAGCUUAGGAAUCUCUCCCUUUUCUUAUGUGCUUCCUUGUUGACUUUUUGAACAGCUGCAGGCUAAUGUCAGUUUUAAAAUAUGAACCCACAUCUUUCCCUCAUUUGAGUCUAUAGGAUGGCAUUGUUUGAAGGAUGGCCCUUUUUGUUACGUCAGCGACAUAGGAGAGUAGCUUAAGGAGCUUGUAUUGCCAGACUUGCAUGUUAAUUCCUGAAGCCUCUACCCUGAGAGAAUGGAACACUUAACCCAUUUUCAGGGAGGCCUCUGAAUAAAGAAACUUCUUUAUUCCAGCUUCAGCUUUCAGCUGGGGUUGUUGCCUGUAAUAGGGAAAGGGCCUUGGAAGUGCAGGAAUAGAGGUGUGUCUGUGUUGGGACCCCUUUUCCUCCUUCAGUCUCCAUUACCUUAUCCAAGCUCAGAGUCCUGAAGGCUGUUGGAAAUAUGUUGAGACUGCAGAAAGAGCCAUUUUCUAGAGUGUGGGUGUCUCCAUCACAAAGAUAUAAUGGAUUCUCGUGUGCCUCCCAAUCUGGAAAGUCCUAUAAGGAUCCAGAUGGAGCCAUUUCUUCAUUCUGAAGAAGGCUUGUUCUCCUGACCAGGAUAGGCUAAGAUACUAUGUGCGGUCCAAGUCCUGUCUGCUGUGGAGUUCCAUUUUGGAUGCCAGUCUUUAGCACAGUUUCACGAGGCAGAUUUGGUCAGGACUAAGAGAGCUCCCUGCCACAUGAGCAGUGAAACCUGAGGGCUGGACUUUCCAGUCCUAUCCAGACACAAGAGUGUGCUGACUCCAGGAUCAGGAAGCAGCCAGCAAUGUGACUGGCCCCUUUCUUAACGAGUAGGCUUGCACUGCAGUUUCUUUCCGUAGCCUGGCUCUUUUCUCCAUUGUUCAGAUCUUGUGAGGCAGGAGCACAGUUGUCACCCAGAUCAUAGGCUCAGCUAGAGAGUUUGCCAGCUCCUUAGCAGAAAAAUUCAUGUGGGUCUCGUUGGACCUUCACUGGGAAAAGGCUGGGGGCCUCUGUCUCCAACUUUUGCCCUUUGUAGCAAACAUUCUGACUGCGUACCAGCCGGGGCAUCUUUACCCUUUAAGGGCAAGGCUGGUAUUUCUAAGUGAUUAUUUUCAUGUCGAAUUUAAGCCACUACUGUGUUUAAACUUUUCCUAUUGGCAACUGAAGUUUGAGGAUUUGCAUAGAAAUACAAUAGGUAUUUUCAACAUGUGCCAAUUCUGGCAGAUCCCAGUGUUAGUUUAUUAGUGACUGAUUUCUGAGUCUUGUGAUUAUUGGACUCUCAAACUCCAAGAUGAAAAUGAUUUUAUCUCUUGCUCUUCAAGAGAAAAAAAACAAAUCGAGGAAGUGCCUUUUCAGUUUCUCCACGUCUUUGAACUGCAGCGGAAAAUCUGACGGACACAGCCUAGGCCUAAGCACCUGCAGCUGUGGGUCCUUGGGCAUUCCUGACACAACAGCUGACUCUGGGGGUCACGUAUGGUCAAACCAAAACGGAUUGUAAGGAAAAGGCUGGACGUUUGCAGCACCUUUGGUUCUCAAAGUCAAAACAGCUGGGGUCUCUUUAAGAGGCUAACUAUGGCCUAAAAAAUGUUUUCAGUGAAAUACUAAGCAGCAUUUUUUAAAUUGUGUACUGUCCUAGUGUGAGUUUUGUCUUGAUUUU